AUGUCAACAACAUCAGAAGACACCCAACGCUACAAACUCGUCUUCUUCACCCCACCCGCCGACCUCCCGAAAAUCAAAGAGGCAAUCUUUGCGGCUGGAGCAGGUCAAUACGGGCCCAAAUAUAGCGAAUGCUGCUUCACAACACCAGGAAUCGGACAAUUCCGGCCUUCAGCGUCAGCAAACCCUCAUAUUGGGAAGCCUGGCGAGGUGGAAGAGGUGGGCGAAGCAAGAUGUGAGACGUUGUGUGUAGGGAGGGAAGUGACCCAAGCUGUAGUGGAGGCGUUGAAGAAGGCACAUCCGUAUGAAGAGGUGGCAUAUGAAGUUUACAAGAUCGAGAACUUCUGA
Pseudocercospora fijiensis CIRAD86 is the source of this 345-nucleotide messenger RNA. RefSeq lists its product as uncharacterized. Lineage: Eukaryota; Fungi; Ascomycota; Dothideomycetes; Mycosphaerellales; Mycosphaerellaceae. The coding region runs from base 1 to 345 and encodes 114 amino acids. The transcript has a single exon. The record is from RefSeq and is a predicted model, not a curated record.